AUGGAAGAUCUAAUGUAUGCCUUUAUUAUCAAGACAUAUGAGAAACUUGACACCCAUAGUGCAACUAUAAAAGAAUUGGACACAUCUUUUCGAAACCUGGAAAGACAGGUCGAGCAACUAGCUGCUCUAUUGUCUGAGAGGGUUUCAGGAACGCUUCCUGCUGAUACAGAAAGAAAUCCAAAAGAGAUAAUCAAUGCAGUAUCUUUGAGGAGUGGGCAUGAAUUAGAGGAUCUCAUAGAAAAGCGAAAGGAUGAGUCGGUUGAAAGACAAGUGGAGAUUGUGGAGGAACAGAAAAUCAGCAACAUUCAAGAAGGUGUAGUGAGGGUAGAUGAGGAUUUGAAGAAGAAGGGGAAGAUUAAAGCUCAGAAAAAGAAGAAAAAUGAUAUUUCAACAAAUAAUGAGACUAAAGAGAGCAAAUACAUGCUUGCUCUAUCUUUCCACCAGAAACAAAGAAGAGAAAAGCUAGAUAAACAAUUCGAGCGCUUUCUAGAAGUGUUCAAGCAGGUGCAUGUGAAUAUACCUUUCACAGAGGUGCUUUCGCAGAUGCCAUCUUAUGCCAGAUUCAUGAAUGAAAUAUUGUCCAAGAAGCGGAAUGUAGAAGAGACAUCGAUUGUCAAGCUGACAGAGCAUU
Molecule: messenger RNA, 631 nt
Organism: Nicotiana tabacum (common tobacco)
Lineage: Eukaryota; Viridiplantae; Streptophyta; Magnoliopsida; Solanales; Solanaceae
Source: RefSeq, a predicted model, not a curated record